AUGACCCCCGCUAGAGGUGGAAAGUUGAUUGUCAGCAAGUCGAAACGAUGUGGACUACUUUUUCCCGUGGCUCGAGUUCAUCGCCUCCUGAAGUCAUCGAACAUUGUCCGCGCUUCGCGUGUUUCUCUUAUCUCCGCAGUAUACCUGACCGCUGUCCUCGAAUACCUCACCAGUGAACUAAUAGAUUUAGCUGGAAGCGUCACAAAAACAGCCAAGUAUAAAACCAUUUCGCCUCGAUUUAUUAUGCUAGCUGCUCACUCGGACGAAGAGCUCUUAAAGACACUGUCUGGAGUAACCAUCCCGUUUAGUGGAUCCUCCCCAUUCAUCCAUCCCGUUUUGCUUCCCAAGAAGAAACCGCAACGAAACAGUUUUUGCAAAGUCAAGGCAAAAGUUCUGCAUAGCAUCAAAAUGCCAUUUGGGCAAGUACUACAGAUACUGCAGACCGACAUUGCUGAUUUAAACGUCGAUGCUGUAAUCAACCCGACCAAUGAAAGACUCUACAUGGGUGGGAUGGUGGGUAGUCGCUUGAUGGCCGUCGGAGGCUCGAAAUUCGCAAAAGUCAUCGCUGACGCCAGGAGUGACAUUCAGCAUCUCCAAAAACUUGAUGCUUUUGUGACGAAAGGAACUGGUACAAAAGCAAGGAACGUGAUCCACGUAAAUGGUCCCGUCUGGGACCCAAAUAAAACAUCACAGAAUCUUUCGGAUCUUAGCCAGUGUAUACAGAACUGUCUCAAAAUUGCUGAACAAGUCGGUUUCACCUCAAUCGCGUUCCCCUCCGUUGGUAGCGGAAAAGCGAAUUUCCCCAAAGCGGUGGCUGCGGAGAUGAUAGUUGGUACGAUAAAGACCUUCCUUGCACAGCGGAAAACUAACUUACAUAACAUCUCCUUCGUCCUUUUUGACCAGGCUUCAAUCGACGCAUAUGUAUACGAGUUGAACCGAAACACGUAACGCUGACUUCUAGUAGUGCUCAAUUUUCC
Molecule: messenger RNA, 977 nt
Organism: Mesocestoides corti
Lineage: Eukaryota; Metazoa; Platyhelminthes; Cestoda; Cyclophyllidea; Mesocestoididae
Source: the annotation of a GenBank genome assembly